Messenger RNA from Nymphalis io (European peacock), 2990 nucleotides. Its product is annotated as synaptic vesicle glycoprotein 2C-like. Gene Ontology annotation, biological process: transmembrane transport. Gene Ontology annotation, cellular component: membrane. The coding region runs from base 344 to 1870 and encodes 508 amino acids. The transcript has 10 exons. The record is from RefSeq and is a predicted model, not a curated record. Gene Ontology annotation, molecular function: transmembrane transporter activity. Lineage: Eukaryota; Metazoa; Arthropoda; Insecta; Lepidoptera; Nymphalidae.
UAAUUUUGCGCAUGGCCGUACGUUAUUUUUUAAACUUAAACAAAAUUGUAUCCGAAAAGGCCAAAGCGACGCGACGCUUUAAUUAACAUAUUUCUAACCAAUAAAAACUGGUUUCGGUCAAGCUGUUACUUCGCUUCAAGCUAACUCUGAGAGAUAAGGAAGCGUCGAUAAAAAGUGAUCCAGAAUUGUGAUUUAAUAUAAAGUUAUCAUUCCGCACAAAAACACAUUAACAAAUGUGGUUAAUUGCGUUUUAUCAGUCGCAUGAGACACUCGUCUUUGUGAAAAAGUAAGCUGUAUAUAUAUGUAUAUUGUAACAUGAGAAAAUAUUUAUUGUGAAUAAAACAUGGUGAAAAAUACAAUUGAUACAGUUUCUGAAACAAUAGACGAAGGGGAUAAUGCAGUGGACUUGGAUCAAGCACUUUCUGUAGCCGGUAUUGGCUGGUAUAACAUACGAUACAGUUUAGCCUUGUCACUCUUCCUCAUAUCUGCAAUAAUAGAUCCGGUCGGCUACUCGUAUUUGCUCCCAGCCGCAAAAUGUGAUCUACAGAUGACAGACGCUCAACGAGGAGUCAUCGGCUCUAUCCCAUAUAUUGGUGUAGUUGCUACUUCAUUUCCAUGGGGAUAUCUUGUGGAUACUAGAGGAAGGAAAAAAACAAUUGUAUAUAGCUCACUAGCAGCCGGUACUUUUGGUGUGCUCGCUGCUUUUAUGCCUGAUCUUACUAGUUUUACAAUUUUCAAACUUUUAUCUGCUUUUUGUAUAGCAUGUCCAGCUGCAGUACCGUAUUCUUUUAUUGGCGAAAUUUUGCCGCAAAAAUACAGAGAUAUUACAUUGUCAAUAACUAACGCAAUGCAGAUAUCAGGAUCGGCAUUGGUGCCUCUAAUAGCAUGGGCAAUACUCCCACUCGAUUUCAGAAUUGACUUUGGUUUAUACUAUUUCCGGCCCUGGAGAUUACUUACGAUUAUAUAUUCAAGCUUUUUUAUCUUAAGUGCAAUACUCAUGUCGUUUGGUCCGGAGAGCCCGAAGUAUCUUAUUUCGCAAGGCAGACAUGACGAGUCAUUAAAUGUUUUAAGAACUAUAUACUCUGGAAACAAAAGAAAACCUGCAGCUGACUUUCCAGUGAAAACCUUAAAAUUACCCGAUCAGGAUAAAAAUGGACAAUCUUUUCUCAACUCCUUAGUACAACAAACAAUACCAUUGCUUAGGCCGCCCUAUUUGAAGUGGUUUAUACUGAAUGGAACUUUAUUCUUCGGAAUAUUUGCCACUCUAAAUGGCCUGUACAUGUGGAUACCAGAUAUCCUUAAUAGAGUACUCACCGGUGACAGUGCAGGUCUUACCGCUUGCGAAGUUAUUGCUCAACGACUUAACGAGACAGCUUCAGAAAACGCACAAUGUAACGAUUCAAUUGAUUCUAUGACAUUUGUGAUUAACUCAAUUGCCAAUUUCUGUUGCGCCUUAAUUGCUCUCGGAUUCAGUAGUACUGUAAAAAUACUGGGCAAGAAAACAUUACUCAUCCUAGUUUAUUUGGUAAUUGGAAUAUUCUGCGUAUUAAUAAACUUCGUGACACAAGACACAAUAUUUGCGAUAUUACUAUCUUCAAUACCAAUCACUGGUCUCGCUAUAGGCCCAAUAAAUGCUUAUGCUGUUGAAAUAUUUCCCACUAAUUUGAGGGGUAUGGCUAUUAGCCUCACGAUGAUGGUCGGUAGAACAGGUUCCAUCGUGGGUACGAAUGUUGCUGGCCUCCUUAUUAACGCCGUCUGCGAGCUAACUUUCUAUAUCUUUGGAGGAAUGUUGAUACUUUGUGGCCUGCUUUCGCUGUUGCUACCGAGAUCACGGGUCGAACCUCGUCCAAUCAAACGAACGCAUUUGUAACUUACAGUAUAAAAUCAAAAAUCUCCUUAUUGUUAAGUUAUUUACUACUAAUAUUAUUAACACGAUUAUAAUAUAAAUUACAAGUUGAUCUAAUUUAUUUUAGAGAAAGGAUAGGGCGCACUUUAUUAAUGUAGUUUAAUAGAAACAACAAAGUUUAUCAAUAGAUAUUUUAUAACAAAUGCAAGAAGUUUCAUGUACAAACCUUUCUUCGUGUAUAAUUACAAAAUUAAUUUCAUAUAAGACUUGUUAUUAAACGUAAAUCUAUUGGUUUCUUGCUCGCCAUGUACGUUAAGCAGUCAAGUUCUUAGUUUUAUGUACAUAUUAUUUUAGUCCUUAGUGAGUGAACAUUUGUCAAUAAAAAUAAUAAGUAAUAAAAAAACUUGUGAUAUUUGUAUGUACUUACGUUAGUUUAAGAUAGACGACACGUCGAAUUAAUAUCAUAAAGAUCUAUUCAAGAUGAAGGUUACGAAAGGGUAUUACAGACAGGUUCGCAGACACACAAACAAACAUUCAAUGAGGAAUACGCUAGUUUAUGGAAACCCUCAAGUACCUCAAAAUAUUGCGAUCGGUCAAAAUUUAAUUUGAUUUAUUAAUCAGGCCCAUUACAGCUCCACAAAAGGGAUGAAGGGAUAACUAUAUUUUAAUAUUAUUUCAUUGUUUAUCUUCCUUGUGUAUGAAACCAAACCAGUUUGAAAAUUUUAUUCUAAUAUAUAAGUAUAGAUGUAAAUUUAUCAAAAUCCUUUAAGAAAGUGUAAUUGACGAAUUCCUCAACUAUGUAUCGCAAAAAAUGUGUACUUUAACUUAUACUAUUGUACGACCUUUUUUUGAUAUAAAAUAGUUUAUUGCUUCUUAUUUUCUAUAUUAAUAAAUGAAAAUAUGUCACUUAUUAUUACUGUAACUAAUUAAUGUGGUUUUUUAAGACUUAUAUUCAAUAUCAUAUAUCCAUAUAUUAAAUAAGUUGAAUAAACACAAAUGAAGUAUAUUUCAAAAUCUAGGGGAUAAAAAGAGCAAGAAGCAAUCUCUAUUCGGCGUAUUAAAAGGUUUUUUUUAAAGCGUUACAUGAUCAAAAUGUAAGAAAAUAAUAACUUGAGCCAUUUUAUUUAUACUUAAACAAUAAUUA